AUUUCUCAACGAGAAAUUUCAGAAUCUAGUUGGACUUCCUCGCGUAAAGGCUAAUUUAUUUCAUUCUAGUGCUAUUUGGAAUUGUUCUAUUACGUACGAAAAUAUAUUAUUUAUUAGCGAUAGAUUCUGCGCAUUGUAUGUAAAGAGCGCAAAUAAACGGCACAUUAAGAAAUUUACGAGUAUACACCUGUAGCUGGUUUGAGUGCAAACAUAUUCUGCGGUCUCAGCGCGCGCGUGAGAAAAAAGAAAGUGGAGCAAUAUCCAAAUAAUUGCAAAAAUAUAAACAGCUGUUGCUCUUUCGAGAUUACUUAUCGAGAGUGUUACGCUGAUUAAAAAGUUUGAGAUAAACUAGAUCAGAAUUUUUUGACUAACACGCAAGCAGAAUGGCUGACAUAAACGAAUUAUUGGGAUCAUCAUUUGUGCGAGUUAAGCUGGUCGCUUUCGUGCACUUCUUCUUCAUCACAAAUGCUAUGCUCGGUACCUGGGGUCAUGGAGCUUAUGAGUUUUACAAUUUCCUAUUUAUGAUUGCCAUGUUCUGGACAAUACAUUGCAAGGAAUCCAUUGAAGCAGCACAAGUGGCGCUCGUCAUCAAUGUUUCCAGCAUAUUCUUCGAUUUAAUAAACAUUAUAGUCUACUUCGAUUUCAUGAAUGGUUGGGCAGUCGCCUUCUCUAUCAUCAAUUUAGUACUACGACCAAUAACUGUCAUAUUACUGUAUCGUGAGUUCAAUUCCCGCGGCGGCAGCCUACAAACCGGUUCUGUCUUCCCCACCACGCAACAGCGCACCUAUCAGGACAUCGAUCGGCCAACUCAGCCAACGCCCACAAACUCGCAGCCUGGCCCAAAUGUCGCUAGUAUUUUCUAAACACAUUGUUAACAUUGGCGGGUCGCUGAUACAUUUCAGAAAAACAACUGAAAAUCUUCGGCAUAAUUCAGUUAAUUUGCUAUUUAUUAUAUGAAAAGUGGAAGCAGCGAAAAAGUAUGUGUAAAAUUGUAAAAUCUGAAAACUUCCGUGUAACAAAAUUUCUAACAUUUCCUUAUACAUGUGAGUGCAUGCAUGUUUGUAUGUAUCGGUAUAUACAUAUGUUAUGGUCGGUUAUAGAAAAUAUUGCCUAAAAAGGGCUCGAAUCCAUAUGACCUCGUAUUGAAACCAAUUGUGUAACCUUUUUAUAUUGUAUACCAACAAAAACAAAUCGUAAAAAAAUAGUAAAAUAAUCAUAAUUUAGUUUAUAUGUAUAAGUCAUGCUGUUUUAUAUCAAAUAUUAAUAUACUAUAUAUGCUUUAACUGUUGAAACAAAAUUAAAUUUCCUUAACAGCACUAAGUUAAGUUUAGCCAGUGUUAUUUCUUGUAAAAUUAGAAAAUUAGUGCAACUAGUUUUGUUGUAAUAUGUCGAAUUUUAUGUAUGUAUAUAAACGAGAUUUAGCAACACAUAACAGAAAAGAAAAUUGCAUAUUUUUAGGCGCACAAUUAUUUAGAGAGUUUCUGAGCCAGACUGCAUCUUGCAAACUCACUAAAUUUUAACUCUUCAUGUUAUUACAUGCACGUUUUGCGGUAUUUAAAUAUUGUGUUUAUUUCAUAAACUUAUUCUACUUUAAUUCCUUAUAUCAACAUCCGUAAAAUUCCCCACAACAAUCAACUAUUAACACCUAUUUUAAGGUAUGACCAUUGUUAAAGGCGGAAUUGGAAAUUGUUAAAUUAACAACGGUCUCGUGUUGUUGUUAGCAAUGUAAACUUGUACCUACUUACACAUAAACAAUCAAUAAGCAUAGUAAACAUUUAUUAGGGGGCUGAAGAAGUUGCGAAGUGUUCAAGCAAUACUAACAACUACGACGGUAAUUAUAGUGCUUUAACAGACUCAUAAGCUUAUUUGUUCAAAAAUAUUUAUGGAGUCUAUAAGAAAAGCUACAUUCGAACCAUUGACCUGUAAAUGUAAAUCGAAGAACUAAAAAUGAAGGAAAAAGGGUUGCAGGCGAGUUAGUUCAAAGCUAGUUAAGCUUUAACUAAUUUACAAAAAUAUAUUUUAUAUUUGCAUACAUACAUAUAUACAUAUACAUAUGUGCGUACCAUUGAUGAAUUGUAAUGGUAUGAAACGCGUUGAGGCAGUUAAACUUUUUACUUAUGUAUCUUUAAUACUAAUUUGUGCAAUAAAAAACUAAAAUGAUAAUCAAGAAAUUAAAAUUAAAA
Molecule: messenger RNA, 2183 nt
Organism: Bactrocera latifrons
Lineage: Eukaryota; Metazoa; Arthropoda; Insecta; Diptera; Tephritidae
Exons: 4
Coding region: 384-863 (159 amino acids)
Biological process (GO): angiotensin-activated signaling pathway
Cellular component (GO): plasma membrane
Source: RefSeq, a predicted model, not a curated record